This is a messenger RNA of Protopolystoma xenopodis, 339 nucleotides long. The record is from the annotation of a GenBank genome assembly. NCBI's taxonomy places the organism in Eukaryota, Metazoa, Platyhelminthes, Monogenea, Polystomatidea, Polystomatidae.
AUGAGUUCCAGCCGGUGCUGCUCGGAUGGACGAAAGCCCAGCCCAGUUUCACUCGAAACGAGGGAGGAUGUCUCCAGUUCAACACGAAUCCACCGUCGCCUUGUGGUGAGAUUGGCCUACGAAUCUGUGCAUCACACAAUGCAUACACACACACACUCACACAAUGCGACCUCAAGAGGUUCAUCGAGACCCAACCACUCUACAAAUAGGACCUUUUGCUCUUCUUGUCUGUCACAAAUGAUGUCUAUUACGGAGCGACAGGCGAAACUUCGGCAUGACGAAUCCACUCUUCUGGACGGAACACCUUCUAGACGGAUUGGCACAAGUCAACAAUCUUAA